AUGGGCAGUUGGGCCAAACUGAAGUCCUCUAGCUGGGCUUAUCCUACUGCAGUCCUGUCACUCUAUGGUUUUUUUGCUAACUGCAGAGUAGCAGAGCCCUUCCUCACACCAUACCUAAUUGGACCACACAAGAACAUCUCGGGAGAAGUGGUGACUAACUACCUGUUCCCUAUCUGGACGUACUCCUACCUCGCCUUCCUUUUCCCCGUUUUCCUCCUGACUGACUUCCUGAGGCACAAGCCCCUCAUUGUGGUACAGGGUCUCUUCCUGGUCACCAACUAUAUCCUGCUCUGUUUUGCACCGGGGCUGCCUGCAAUGAUCUUCCUUCAGAUCAACUAUGCUGUAGUGACUUCCACAGAGGUGGCCUACUUUUCCUACAUUUACAGCGUAAUUCCAGUUGAGAAUUACCAAAGAGCCACUGGUUACCUGCGCAGUGCUAUGCUAACUGGGUAUACAUUUGGUGCCAGCCUGGGCCAAGCGCUGGUCUCCCUGGCAGGAGUGGACUACUUCUACAUCAAUGCUAUCACUCUGGGGAUGGUAAGCAUGGCUUUUCUAAUCUCCUUCUGGUUGCCCAUGCCCCAGAGGAGCCUGUUUUUCAAAGGGAUAAAGACAGAAGCAGUGGGCUCGCAGUCCCAACAGAAGGGGCCUCUGGGAGUGGAUGUGCCUGAGGAACCAGUGGUGGCUGGGGAUGAAGCUGGCUCAGGGAGAGAGAAGAUGGAGCAUAAUGGCAGCGCUGGCUGGGAUUUAAUCUACUGGUCUGUGUGGUGGGCUCUGGCCACGGCUGGCUACGUGCAGGUGUUCAACUACACCCAGCUAAUGUGGGACCAUAUAGAACCAUCUGCAUCAUCAUCUAUCUACAACGGAGGUGUAGAGGCUGUGUGCUCCCUUGUAGGUGCUGCAGCAGCCUUCUCCGUGGGCCACAUCAAGGUGACCUGGGCCGUGUGGGGAGAGCUGGCAUUAGGGUUGUUCUCAGCCGUAGGGACAGGUGCUGUGUUUCUGAUGGCGCUCACCAGCAGUAUCUGGGCAUGCUAUGCUGCUUAUGUCAUAUUUAAGUCCUGCUACAUGCUUCUCAUCACCAUCACAACAUUUCAAAUCGCAUCCAACCUCUCCAUGCAGUGCUACGCCUUGACUUUCGGGAUCAACACUUUUGUAGCCCUUUCCCUGCAGACCAUUAUAACGGUCAUAGUUGUUGAUGAAGCUGCACUGGGACUGGACAUUGUGACACAGUUCAUCAUCUACGGCAGCUACUAUGCCGUCAUCUCAGUGCUCUUUCUGAUUCGAGGGACCUACACUGCCUGUAUAAAUCAACGCAAAGCAGAGCACACUGAAACCAAGGAACAAGAGUCUAGUGUGGUGGUAAUCUCUGCUGAGCGUUUCUGACCAAGGUCAACAAACUGUUAUCAUCUUGAUAAUACUAAACAUCAGCAUCACACGGCAAAAGCAAUGAAAGGAAGAGAGGAAAGGAGGAUGUUUUUUACAGAGUUCAAAGGAAAGCAGGAGAAA
This is a messenger RNA of Perca flavescens (yellow perch), 1503 nucleotides long. It is a transcript of the gene slc19a3b, whose product is annotated as solute carrier family 19 member 3b. The coding region runs from base 1 to 1380 and encodes 459 amino acids. Gene Ontology annotation, cellular component: plasma membrane. Gene Ontology annotation, molecular function: vitamin transmembrane transporter activity. NCBI's taxonomy places the organism in Eukaryota, Metazoa, Chordata, Actinopteri, Perciformes, Percidae. The transcript has 9 exons. The record is from RefSeq and is a predicted model, not a curated record. Gene Ontology annotation, biological process: vitamin transport; transmembrane transport.